Microcebus murinus (gray mouse lemur) is the source of this 5810-nucleotide messenger RNA. The record is from RefSeq and is a predicted model, not a curated record. NCBI's taxonomy places the organism in Eukaryota, Metazoa, Chordata, Mammalia, Primates, Cheirogaleidae.
AUAUUUACAUGUCCAAGAGGUUUUUUUUUGUUGUUUGAAUAUUCUUUCGGACAUUUUUUAAAUUAAAGACUUUCUUAAAUUCUUGGUUGACUGCUCCUUUGCUCUUCAAGAACGGGACCCUCAAAAAGCUGAUUGAAAGGUCUGUUUUGGGGGGCAGAUGGAGCUUAUUGAUGUGAGUUUCAGUCUACUGUGAUCUGGCUGGGCUAUUACAUUGUGAAAUCUCUCAUAUUGGUAUCUUUUAGAUUUUUUUUCUCUUACAUAGGUAAGAUUCCCUCAAGAAGGCUUGUAUAUUCUCUUACUGAAGGAUAUAAGCCAGACUGUCAGCUUUCUCAAAGUAGGGAAAGAAGUUUUACAGGCUCAACCUUCAGGGCAUAAACUUAAACUUAAUGCCUCUGUUUUCAGUAAAAUACUCAAGCUUUUAACUGUGCCUAAUGCUCUCCAGUUAGAUACCAUGCAUCAACCCUCUCAAGUCUUGUACCAACUUUGGGGAGGGGCCUUUCCUUGGUUAUAUGGAGGAGGGAGGGAAUGCAGGGAGUCUAUUUGUUUCUUACAUAGUCUUUCAGCCUACCCUGGUUUUAGCCCACUUUCACCUCCACCUUCAGUUACUUGGUGUCACCAGUUCAACUUGAGCCUUUAGGGAUUUCUUUGAUGUAGAUCAAGUUGCUUUUUCACUUCCCAUUGUUAGUUCUGGGAUUCAUCUUUAUUUCAUUUAAUUACCUUCCACCUAAAGGCUUUCAAAGUUUUAAUAAUUUUGGGUCUCAUACUCUAUUCUAAUGGGUUAUUGUCUUUUAAAAAGGAUAUAUUAAUUAAGACAGGAAUUGUGCAGGUCCUUCUGUUUUCUUCAGUCUUGUUUUCAGCAGUGAAGAAGCUAGAGAAAAUGGGAUAAAUGAAAAAAUGAUAAAAACUUGCUUUUUACUACAUGAAACGUAAAUUGUGGUGUCAUGGUUAAAAACUUCACACAUAAUGAUUUGAAGAGUUUUGUCCCUGACUUUGCUUCUUUAAAACAUAUGUGUGUUUCUGCAUAUUUUACUGUUACCAGUAUUACAAUACCUAGUUAUGCUGAGUAUAUGUGGCCCAGUUUUAAGGACUGGAAGUUUUAAGGAUUGAAUGGAGAUGAUCUUGCCUCUGCCUUGAGUUCCCAGUCUAAUUUACUGUACGAAUACUGAUUUUAGUUUUUCCCAACUUUUGUUCCCACGUGCCUUUCCUCAGAAUUUACUUUCCCAUUCAAAUGAGUUUCUCUACCUUUUAUUUGCAUUAUGAAAUUUAUAUUGGCUUCUACCUGCCUGUUUCUUACACAUUAAGAAGUGUAAACAAAGCAGAGUGUCUUCCUUCAAAACGGUUAGACCGAACUAAAGCAUUGUUUUGAAGCUUGUUCACAGACAAGGCACCAUUUGUUAUCCUGACACUACCUCAAGCACAAAAAAAAUUGCUUUCUUCCUCUGCACCCUUCCCCUCACACUUAACGUGUGGCCAUUUUUCAUGGCUCACUCCCACUUCAAAGUUCCUCAUUCGUCACAGGAUCAUUUCUCAACAGCUGUUGCUAAUUUCUCGGUCCUAGCAGUAUGGGUACAGCACACUAAAGUUUACAAAGCGCUCUGCAGCACGUUAUUGACUGUAAUCCUCCUCACAAUCCUGCCCGGCAGCAGCGCCAGGUGCUCAGAGGUCACGGCUGGUGGGUUUUCGUAGCUAUCCGAGCAGCCGUCCGGGAGCAAAGCGGACAGCACGGCCUUGGUACACCGCGCGCGGUCGGCAGUGCGCUAACUCGGGAUGGAGCCUUCGGCUCCGCCCAGGAGCGCCAGAGCACGACCCAGCAGAGCUUCCCGCACCAGAUACCAUUUCCCAUUUGGGCCCAGACGUCAGUUCGAACCCAUGCGGUCGGCAGCCCUUAUAUCUCUUCAGCCGGGUCUCUCCCGGACUGCAAAGGAACCCUGAGCGAUAGCGGAAACCUCUCAGCACUAGUGUCCUGUAUUCACCAAUCUUCAGAGCGGCUGCACCCGGGGACGCGCACUGUUCUGCUUUACGGCAAGGGCGCGCGCGUUCGCGACAGCGUGACGCCAGGAGGUUUUGGCGGGAAAAGCGCUGCAUUUGGAUUCCUGUGGUGGCGGGCUCUGGAGAGCUCGCCACGGUGCUCGGUGGAGUCAUGGCAGUACCCUUUGUGGAAGACUGGGACUUGGUGCAAACCCUGGGAGAAGGUGCCUACGGAGAAGUUCAACUUGCUGUGAAUAGAAUAACUGAAGAAGCAGUUGCGGUGAAGAUUGUAGACAUGAAGCGUGCCAUAGACUGUCCAGAAAAUAUUAAAAAAGAGAUCUGUAUCAAUAAAAUGCUCAAUCAUGAGAAUGUAGUGAAAUUCUAUGGUCAUAGGAGAGAAGGCACUAUCCAGUAUCUAUUUCUGGAGUACUGUAGUGGAGGAGAACUUUUUGACAGAAUAGAGCCAGACAUAGGGAUGCCUGAACAAGAUGCUCAGAGGUUCUUCCAUCAACUCAUGGCAGGGGUGGUUUAUCUGCAUGGUAUUGGAAUAACUCACAGGGAUAUUAAACCAGAAAAUCUCCUGUUGGAUGAAAGGGAUAAUCUCAAAAUCUCGGACUUUGGCUUGGCGACAGUGUUUCGACAUAAUAAUCGAGAGCGUUUGUUGAACAAGAUGUGUGGUACUUUACCUUAUGUUGCUCCAGAACUUCUAAAAAGAAAAGAAUUUCAUGCAGAACCAGUUGAUGUUUGGUCCUGUGGAAUAGUACUUACUGCAAUGUUGGCUGGAGAAUUGCCGUGGGACCAGCCCAGUGACAGUUGUCAGGAAUAUUCUGAUUGGAAAGAAAAAAAAACAUACCUCAACCCGUGGAAAAAAAUCGAUUCUGCUCCUCUAGCUCUGCUGCAUAAAAUCCUAGUUGAGAAUCCAUCAGUAAGAAUUACCAUCCCAGACAUCAAAAAAGAUAGAUGGUACAACAAACUCCUCAAGAAAGGGGCAAAGAGGCCACGAGUCACUUCAGGUGGUAUGUCAGAAUCUCCCAGUGGAUUCUCUAAGCACAUUCAUUCCAAUUUGGACUUCUCUCCAAUAAACAGUGCUUCUAGUGAAGAAAAUGUGAAGUACUCGAGUUCCCAGCCAGAACCACGGACAGGUCUGUCCUUAUGGGAUACCAGUCCCUCAUACAUUGAUAAACUGGUACAAGGAAUCAGUUUUUCCCAGCCCACAUGUCCUGAUCAUAUGCUUCUGAAUAGUCAGUUACUUGGCACCCCAGGAUCCUCACAGAAUCCCUGGCAGCGCUUGGUCAAAAGAAUGACACGAUUCUUUACCAAAUUGGAUGCAGACAAAUCUUAUCAGUGCCUGAAAGAGACCUGUGAGAAGUUGGGCUAUCAAUGGAAGAGUUGUAUGAAUCAGGGUGACGGAUUGGAGUUCAAGAGACACUUCCUGAAGAUUAAAGGGAAGCUGAGUGAUGUUGUGAGCAGCCAGAAGGUUUGGCUUCCUGGCACAUGAUUGAUCCAUUGGGGGAUUCCUGAUGAAUAUAGUGCUGCUAUGUUGACAUUAUUCUUCCUAGAGAAGAUUAUCUUAUUCUGCAAACUGCAAACAAUAGUUCCUAAAGAGUUCACAUCCCUCUUUAUCCAAACAUUUUCUAAUUCUUUUUGUAUGUUCUGCAUACAAAUACCUUUAUCUUAAUUGUAAGUAAAACUUUGGGGAAGAGAUGGAUAGAAUUUAUUAGAUAUUGCUUCAUCUGUGUUUAGUGUCUGAAUUUAAAACUCAUCUGGUGGAAUCCAAGUUUUAGGGUACUUUGCCAGCUUUUAUACCAACAUAUAUCUCAUUUUGUUAUCCAAAAAGCACAUAUUUCCUCCAUGUUGAUUUAAUUAUAAGGGUGAAUUAGUAAGGGAUUAAUCUUUGUGACUUUUGGAUGGUAGAUUUAUAAGUCUGUGAAGUGAGGCCAACUUCAAAGAAUGUAUCCCCAAGAUUUGUACUUACAUUUUCAAAAGGGCCUGACCAGUUAUAUAAACCUGUUUGAGUUAAAACAAUUAAUUGAAUUUGCAGGUAGGUGUUUUUUCUGGUAUAGUUAGUAAUAUAUAAAAUACUGGUUGGUCUUUCAAGUAGAAGUUGAGCAUAAAGUCUAGUGCUUAACUAACUUUAAGAAUUACUGUUGCACAUUUUAAAUAUUUUUCUAUAUUCUACCUUCACAGCCAUAUUUUAAUUCUUUACUACAGAAAUAAAUUCUAUUUUGAAAAUGAAUAUCUAACUUUGUGGCCUUAUUGGUGACUAAGUAUCUAGGUGAUAAAGAAUAAAAGGGGGAGGGAGGAAUAAGUCAGCUAUAAUGUAAAUAGAUCUGAUUCCUGGUUUCUUUACCUAUUAGGCUUAUUAAAACUUUGUUUUUCUAAUAAAAUUUAUGUUAACUUUUGAAUGUAUUAGGUUUAGGCCUUAUAUUUUUUCUAUGUGGAUUAUAAAAUUAAUCAGUUAUCUUAGUCUGAAACUAAGAACAUGUAAAUGUUAUGAUUAGAGUUUAUCACAUACUAGAUGUAUACUAGCCAAUUGUGUUACUGCAGUAAACCCAGAGGAGGAAUAAAUUUGAACCUGUUUUAUUUAUUUGAACCUAUUUUGGGGGCUCCUAAGAAUUGAGCCAGUAAAUUCUCAAAUGUGGGAGAAAUUUUGUUCUUGAGAAUUAUCUGCCAGCCUUUAGUAUCUGUCAAAAGCAAAGUUGUUUCUUGACUUCAACCUCUUCCCUGAGGUUUUAGCUACAUUUUCACUUGGAAGUCCAAGGCAUCUCAUGACCAAAAACAGCUUUUGAUUCCUACCCUCCAACCUGUUCCUCUCCUAAUUUCCCCAUCUCAAAACCCUAGAAAUCAUCCUUGACAAUCAAUCAUUCUUUCCAUAUUCUACAUUCAGUUCACCUGAUACUAUUUAAUUUAGCAAAUAUUCAGAACAUCUUUCACUUCACACCUCUGCUGGUACCACUCUAGAGUCUAGAGAGACAUUGUUGUCUCUCCUUUUUUAUUACUUGUGCCUCAGCAGUUUAUCUUCCAGAAAAGCAGUCAGAAUGGUCCUUUUAAAAUGUCAAUCAGAUAUACCUGCCCCACUCUCAGUUCUCAUGGCUUUUCAAUCACACCUAAAACAAAAUUCAAAAUUCUAUGUAUGAACUAUAUACAGUUUUAUGUGAUGUGUCCUCUGGCCACCUCUUUGACUUCAUCUGCCACUUUCCUCCUUCAUUCUGCUCUAGCCAUGUUGGCUUUGCUGUUCUCACAAGAUAUAAGCACAUUCCCUCCUCUGGGUCUUUUUACUUGAUGUUCCAUGUCCCUUAAGGACACCAAAUACUUGUGUUGCUUGUGCAUCCCUUUAGGUCUCUGCUUAAUUGUCCCUUUUACAAAGUCUUUCCCUGACUUGUCUAAAAUAAUACUCUCCUCUGUCACUCUCUUUCUUUUAAUUUUUCAUCAUAAUGCUUAUUUCCUGAUAUUAUAGGAUAUUUUUAUUUGGCUAUUAAAUGUCUGUUUUCCCCAUUAGAAUAUAGGCUUCUUGAUGUCAGAGACCCUAUCUGUCUUAUUUAGAUCUGUAUCCCCACCAUUCAGAAUAGUGCCUGAUAACAUUAUAGCAUACAAUAAAUAUCUGUUUAACAAAGAAAUCAGCACUCAGUUGAUGUGAUCUAUCCUCAGAAUAUAUCCAGAAGCUGUCCACUUCUCUACAUUUCCUUUGUUGCCACCCUAGUUCAAACUCUUUCAUCUCCCCUCUGGAUUUCUGUAAUAAAAACUAGUCUUCCCCCUUCAACCUUUGCCAUUGCCCAGCUCCCUUCGUCUCUUUCUUUUUAAAUUAUUUUUUUAAAAUAUAAAUUGUACUGUGACCCUUCCUU